AUGUUACUUCCAUUGUUAAGAUCCACUCGUCUUCCAAAGAGAUUCGGCAAUCGAUUACAGCGACGGUGCUUAUCCAGAACGACUGUCAUGUCCGGCAUCAGUGAAGCAAUCAUGAAAGAUCACCGCGAGGUCGAGGAUUACCAUAAUAAGAUCCUCAGUGCUGGCACAGACAAAGAGAAGACCCAGUGGCAAAACCAAUUCACAUGGGAGCUGGCUCGUCAUUCUAUUGGCGAGGAGCUUGUCGUCUACCCUCAGUUCGAAAGAAAGCUACCUAAUGGCCAAGCCAUGGCGGACAAAGAUCGCCAAGAGCACCAAGCAGCGGGCGCUUAA
Molecule: messenger RNA, 330 nt
Organism: Penicillium malachiteum
Lineage: Eukaryota; Fungi; Ascomycota; Eurotiomycetes; Eurotiales; Aspergillaceae
Product: hemerythrin domain-containing protein
Exons: 1
Coding region: 1-330 (109 amino acids)
Source: RefSeq, a predicted model, not a curated record